UUCAUUUGAGGAUGUCCUAAUGAAUUAGAAUUACUUUACUAAAAUGUUGUCUUUGUAAGCUAAGCAAGCAAGACGCUACGUUUAGAUGAUCAUGAUGUGAAUGACUUCCCCGUAAUGUAAUGUGAAGAGACGGAAUCCAAUUACUAAUGGCACGAGUUCUCUCUUUCGAGGAUUAAAUUCGUUGAGCUACUUACUCUUUUACUUAUUAUUACUAUAUGGGUCAUUAUUCCUAAUAAUCUUCAAAGUGAUCUAAUAAUGUAAAAUUUAGAUUUUGAUCACAGAGAAGUUUUUAACUCAAAAAGCCAGUAGGAGUACUCAUCUAUCAUAGAUCAUCCAUUCUUCACCAAUGAGGUAUGGAUAAGGGAUAACGUUUUAUUACUUUAGACCCAAUCACAACCUCCCACGUAAGAGUCAUCCACCUUCAGAGCCACAAAUUUUGUGAGCAACAGAUUUUGUCUUGUCAGCAAAAAUUAAAAAAAUUCCUAUAUUCAUGUUUGAAUUUUAGUCAUAUUCCUGGCUGACUUAGGUGUCCAACAAUAUUUUCCAAAAUGGCUACUGCAGCAUCCACGAUGGCCAGCCAGCUGAAGAGUAGCUUCGCUUCAUCGUUAACCAGAGGUCAUGGCCUUGUUACUCCCAAAGGCAUUUCUGGUGCACCUUUUAAGAUCUUCCCUUCAACAAGAAAAUCUUGCUUCACAGUCAAGGCUGUCCAAGCUGACAAACCCACUUUCCAAGUGAUUCAGCCCCUGAAUGGUGACCCUUUCAUUGGAAGUCUUGAAACUCCAGUGACCUCAAGCCCAUUGAUUGCAUGGUACUUGUCCAACUUACCUGCCUACCGGACCGCUGUGAACCCACUUCUCCGAGGAGUAGAAGUGGGUCUAGCCCAUGGAUUCUUAUUAGUUGGGCCAUUCGUAAAGACUGGUCCAUUAAGAAACACACCCAUUGCAGGGGGGGCUGGUUCAUUGGCAGCAGCAGGACUAGUAGUGAUCCUUAGCAUAUGUUUGACAAUAUAUGGGAUUGCAUCAUUCAAAGAAGGAGAUCCAUCAACAGCACCCUCAUUGACAUUGACUGGCAGGAAAAAGGUGCCUGAUCAACUGCAAACUGCAGAUGGAUGGGCCAAGUUCACUGGUGGAUUCUUUUUUGGUGGAAUUUCUGGUGUCACUUGGGCUUAUUUCCUCCUCUAUGUCCUUGAUCUUCCUUACUAUGUCAAGUAGAUCUCUAAUGUUUUUCAAUUGAUGUAACUACUUUGAAUGUUAAACUGAUAUGAAAGUUGUAUAUUGAACAUCGA
This is a messenger RNA of Capsicum annuum, 1285 nucleotides long. RefSeq names its product photosystem I reaction center subunit XI, chloroplastic. The transcript has 3 exons. Gene Ontology annotation, cellular component: photosystem I reaction center; chloroplast thylakoid membrane; photosystem I. Gene Ontology annotation, biological process: photosynthesis. The coding region runs from base 549 to 1211 and encodes 220 amino acids. The record is from RefSeq and is a predicted model, not a curated record. Lineage: Eukaryota; Viridiplantae; Streptophyta; Magnoliopsida; Solanales; Solanaceae.